CCUUGCUCCGAGACCUACGCCGGCCCCAGAGGCUUCUCCGAGCCCGAAACCGCCGCCCUGCGCGACUACGUGUCCUCCAACCGCAACAUCAAGCUGUACCUCACCUUCCACUCCUACGGCAACUACUUGCUGUACCCAUGGGGCUACACUUCCGCUCUCCCCUCUGACUGGCGCGCCCUGGAUGACCUUGCCCGCAAGGCCAACGCUGCCCAGGUGGCUGCUGGAGGCAGCUCCUACGCCGUGGGAUCCUCCACCAACGUCCUCUACGCGGCUGCUGGCGGCAGCGACGACUGGGUGAAGGGUGUCGGCGGCGUGGAUCUGUCCUACACCAUCGAGCUGCCCGGCGGCGGCAUCUACGGCUUCGACCUGCCCGCCUCCGCCAUCUCCCGCACCGUCAGCACCUUCUGGCCCGCCGUGCGCGUCUACGGAGAGUACAUCGCCGCCCUCUAGGCGCCUCCCCUGCUCCUCCGAAUGAAGAGGAGUUCUUUCCUUCUUCUGUGCAAUUCCAUUGCACUUACAAACGUCUUCCAACAACAAUAAAUU
Molecule: messenger RNA, 543 nt
Organism: Gryllus bimaculatus (two-spotted cricket)
Lineage: Eukaryota; Metazoa; Arthropoda; Insecta; Orthoptera; Gryllidae
Source: the annotation of a GenBank genome assembly